Molecule: messenger RNA, 587 nt
Organism: Gossypium arboreum
Lineage: Eukaryota; Viridiplantae; Streptophyta; Magnoliopsida; Malvales; Malvaceae
Exons: 2
Coding region: 72-587 (171 amino acids)
Source: RefSeq, a predicted model, not a curated record
UCAAAUCUGGACAAAAAGUUGGACGCCUUCAGCUUUUUGAGAUUACGCAUAAGAAGAAAGAUGGAUCUCCUAUGACAUCCAAAGCUGGAGAAAUUAUGGAGAAACUAAAGGAGAAGAAGGCAGAAUAUGAAGCGAUUGCUUCGACUGAUAGUUCUGUUAAUCUUGAGAACAUUGAUAACAGAAUUAUCACUGAAGUUUUGGGUCCUGAAAGGUACGGUCGGGUUCGAUUUCAAGGAUCUGGUGUUAGCCCAACCCAAUAUUUUGGAUCCGGCUCCCAGCAAUACAUGCCUUCCGGAAGUCAAGCUCAAGCUGAAGUUCAGAGGUUAAGAGACCAGAUAGCUCAGAUGCAAGCGAACACGGUUGAGCAAAUUUCUGAGGUUCAACGAAAAUAUGAAGAACUCCAGCAACAACUUAGAGCGGAGGCAGCAGAAAGGGAGGCAGCAAUAGCAGCGAGGGAGGCAGCAGCAGUAGUGAGGGAGGCCGAGGCACGAGCGAGGGAGGCAGAGGCAGCAGCGAUGGUAGCAGAGCAGAGCAAAAAGUACGAUGACCUCCAGCUACAACUUCAGCAGAUGAUGCAGAUGUUUUAG